AUGAAAUCUGGUAUUACGAUGCUUUUGAGCACGAUCCUGCUGCUGUUCAUCAGCCCAAUUGGGAGCGCUGCCGGAAAUGCGUCACCCAACGAACCCGAAAAGUCAACGGCUAAAGAUGCCGCUGGCGCGUCAGCGGGAAAUGACCUCUCCUAUGCGACCAACCUCUUCGACAACAGCCAACGCCACCACGCCCCCUCACGGGGCUCUCCCUACAACGCGGGACCAAACAAGCAGUUUUGGUCGUGUCAUGAUGAUGGGGAUUUUGAUCUUUUUUGUUACAGUGGCGAAAACGGCGAGCAUCAUUUCCCCUCCAGAGAUAUACGUAAUAGGGGCUACCCUAAUGAGCCUUACCCGCUUUUCAUCUGUGACAAAGGUUUUCGGGGGGCUUGUUGCAAGCGCAAUGCAACAUUCAAUUGGGUAAACUGUAGCAGAGCGUCUGUAAAUCUAAAUCCUUAG
Molecule: messenger RNA, 456 nt
Organism: Puccinia triticina
Lineage: Eukaryota; Fungi; Basidiomycota; Pucciniomycetes; Pucciniales; Pucciniaceae
Exons: 3
Coding region: 1-456 (151 amino acids)
Source: RefSeq, a predicted model, not a curated record